GCGGCGCAGCCGGCAUGACGUCAUCGGCGCGAGCGGCACCGGCAGCGUCAAGCAUGGCUGCCUUCGGCUUAACGGUUAUCCGACAUGGAGAAACAAGAUACAACAAAGAGAAGAUAAUGCAAGGUCAGGGUGUGGAUGAGCCUCUGACAGACACUGGGUUCAAGCAAGCCAACGCAGCUGGGAUGUAUCUCCGUCAUAUCAGAUUUACUCAUGUCUUCACCAGUGAUCUGCUUCGGGCAAGGCAGACCACAGCCUCCAUUCUUAGAAAUAGCCAGCACUGCAAAGAGAUUCCUGUAAAAUGCGACGCCCGCCUUCGAGAACGGAAUUACGGAGUGGCAGAAGGAAGGCCUCUCGGUGAUCUUAAGGCCAUGGCCAAGGAAGCUGGACAGCCAUAUCUGUCUUUUACCCCUCCUGGAGGAGAAACCCUGGAUGAAGUCAAAGCCCGGGUCAAGGAUUUUUUCGAACACAUUUGCCAUCUGGUGGCCCAGGAAACAGCAGAAGGAACGUCCACCCCUUCUUUGCCAAACCACCAGGCUGGGCUGGCCCGCGAUGCUAAUUCCGAAGGAGCUGCAGAAGGGCUGGCAGCCAACAUCCUGGUUGUGAGUCAUGGGGCCUACAUGAGGAACUGGAUCGGCUACUUCACUUCAGACCUGCGGUGCACCUUGCCCGCCACGUUGACAAAGGCUGAAUUGUCUUCGCUGACUCCCAAUACCGGGAUCAGCCGCUUCCUUGUCAAACUGGAAGUGAGAGAGGACGGCCUCCAGCCGAAAAUCCACUGCCUCUUUCUCAACCGAGGGGAUCACUUGCACACCCUAAGUGACAGCUGAGAGCAGGCAGCUGGGAAACUUAACACGGGCAGGAAUUAUUGCUUCCCCCGUGGCCUCGUAAUCACCUUUUCCAUCGUGCUUGAACACCUAGCACGAGGGGUCUUCCAACUCGGCCCUUUGAUGACUUGUGGACUUCCACUCCCAGAAUUCCUCAG
Crotalus tigris (Tiger rattlesnake) is the source of this 982-nucleotide messenger RNA. RefSeq names its product TP53 induced glycolysis regulatory phosphatase (gene TIGAR). Gene Ontology annotation, cellular component: cytosol. The transcript has 6 exons. Lineage: Eukaryota; Metazoa; Chordata; Lepidosauria; Squamata; Viperidae. Gene Ontology annotation, biological process: negative regulation of programmed cell death; positive regulation of DNA repair; fructose 1,6-bisphosphate metabolic process. Gene Ontology annotation, molecular function: fructose-2,6-bisphosphate 2-phosphatase activity. Bases 15 to 827 code for a protein of 270 amino acids. The record is from RefSeq and is a predicted model, not a curated record.